UAUAUAUAUAUUGAAUUUUUAUCUAUGGACUUGAAAAAAUAUAUGGAUUCUUUACCUCCUGAAAAACCAUUAGACAGCGAUCUGGUACGAAGCUACCUGUAUCAAAUAACGAGUGCAAUACUCUUUUGCCACCGAAGAAGAGUAUUGCAUCGCGAUUUAAAACCACAAAAUUUGCUAAUUGAUAAAAACGGAAUAAUUAAAGUGGCCGAUUUUGGGCUUGGACGAUCUUUUGGAAUACCAGUCCGUAUAUAUACGCAUGAAAUUGUAACACUAUGGUAUCGUGCACUUGAAGUUCUGCUAGGGUCUCCGCGGUAUUCGUGUCCCGUAGACAUAUGGUCAAUUGGAUGCAUAUUUGCGGAAAUGGCAACCAGAAAACCACUUUUCCAAGGAGAUUCGGAAAUCGAUCAACUAUUUAGAAUGUUCAGAAUAUUGAAGACCCCAACUGAGGAAAUAUGGCCUGGCGUAACAUCACUUCCUGACUAUAAGAAUACAUUUCCUUGUUGGUCAACCAAUCAAUUGCCCAAUCAACUGAAAAAUUUGAACAACGACGGUAUUGAUUUAAUUCAAAAAAUGCUCAUUUAUGACCCUGUUCAUCGUAUAUCUGCAAAGGAUAUACUUGAACAUUCAUACUUUGAUGGUUUCGAUACGAAAUUAAUAAAUUGUCAAUAAAUAAAUAAUAGUAAGAUAUAAGCAAGUAAUAAAAACAAUAUAAUAUACCA
Musca domestica (house fly) is the source of this 719-nucleotide messenger RNA. RefSeq names its product cyclin-dependent kinase 1-like. Gene Ontology annotation, biological process: G2/M transition of mitotic cell cycle; mitotic G2 DNA damage checkpoint signaling; protein phosphorylation. Gene Ontology annotation, cellular component: nucleus. The record is from RefSeq and is a predicted model, not a curated record. NCBI's taxonomy places the organism in Eukaryota, Metazoa, Arthropoda, Insecta, Diptera, Muscidae. Gene Ontology annotation, molecular function: ATP binding; RNA polymerase II CTD heptapeptide repeat kinase activity; cyclin-dependent protein serine/threonine kinase activity. The annotation marks the transcript as partial. The transcript has 2 exons.